Messenger RNA from Lampris incognitus (smalleye Pacific opah), 2594 nucleotides. It is a transcript of the gene tagapb, whose product is annotated as T cell activation RhoGTPase activating protein b. Lineage: Eukaryota; Metazoa; Chordata; Actinopteri; Lampriformes; Lampridae. The transcript is spliced from 10 exons. The coding region runs from base 212 to 2239 and encodes 675 amino acids. Gene Ontology annotation, molecular function: GTPase activator activity. Gene Ontology annotation, biological process: signal transduction; regulation of Rho protein signal transduction. The record is from RefSeq and is a predicted model, not a curated record.
GCCGUUCCCCUUCAGUCCUCUCGUGUGUGUGUGUCGGUCGGCCUGCUGGUCUCUCUCGCUCUCCUUCUCUGUGGAUUGGUUACUCAUACCAUGCUGUUAUUUUUGCCUUAGUUCACCUGAGGUAAAAGAACGCUGGCUGGAUACUCUUCACAGAAAGAUUAAGGAAGCAAAAGAGAGAGCUGGGUGUUCUUCUCCUCCUCCAAGCGGACUCAUGAAGGUGUUGAGCUGCAGCAUCACAGCAAAAACUCUAAGCGGAGGUGGCAUGGAACCAUUCAUCGAGUUUCCGUCUGAUGGUGCCACUAAAACCACCACCCUGCCCAAACAGUUGCAUAACCAAGAGGACAGAUCAGCGCAGCCUAUUGAAAGCAUCAGCAAGUGGAAAAUUCUGAGGAAGCUGAGCUCUGUGGUCGCCCGGUCAGAGAUUAAAUCCCAACUGUUCGGUCAGCCACUCUGCAAGAUAUGCCCAGACGAGAGCUCACUUCCCAAACCAAUUAUGGAGGUGCUGACAAUGUUGUGGAAGAAAGGGCCGUCCACAGAAGGAGUAUUCCGGAAGUCCGGCAAUAAGAAGAACAUAAAAUCCAUCAGGGACCAGAUCAACAGUAGUGAGGAUGUGAACAUGAAGGACCUUCCUGUGUUCCUUCUUGUGGGGCUACUUAAAAGUUUUCUAAAUGAGCUUCCGGGCAGCCUGCUCGUUUCUGGACUCUAUGACACCUGGAUUAAAGCUCUGGAGACAGAGGACCCUCUGCAGAAAACCGCAGAGAUAAAGAGGGUGGUUGACUCGCUGCCAGGGCACAAUAGACUCCUCCUCCAGCACCUUAUGAGCAUUUUCCGUCGCAUCCUCGAGAGUGCAGACACAAACAAGAUGGAUGCCUACAAUCUUGCGGUGUGCAUUGCGCCCACGCUGCUGCAGCUGGACAGCACCUCGCUGGAUGAACAAAAGGACAAACUGGAAAAGGUGAUGGAGCUGACUCAGUUCCUUAUUGAGACUUGCUGCGAGACGCUUGGAGAGAACAUCCUAAAUCUCCUGGGAGAUGCUAACGAAGACAACUCAGACUCCCUGUCCUCCCAGCACCAUGACUCGGCAUAUGACAGCACUGACCCGGAUGCAGAUGCCGAUCCAGAAGAAUGUGGAGGCUCCACGCAGGGAGAGGGUGGCUCAUCUCCCUCUCUUCUCUACCCCAGCACAGCUAUUCCCUCCUGUCCGUCUAAUGCCAUCUUCCACACAUUCACUAAGCCUGAGUUCAACCGACGCUGUUCUGAGCCCAUUAUUUUCCCCUCGGCUGAGGCGAGGAGCCUGUGCAGCCUGGCCAGGAGUAAUGAAGACUGCUCCCUGAAGAGGAGAGAUUUUGAGGAGCAGCCUCUGAAGAAGCAGAUCUCCGAUGACUCCUUCUUACUUCAAGGCCGGGGCGGAGCCAGGCCAGCUCUGUCUUUCCCAAAACUCGGCUCAAACAUGGUGACCUUGGCUGCCGUCAGUCACCUCAACCCAUCAAAGGACUGCUCAUGCUCCUCAUCUUGCUCCCUGGAGAGCACUGCCUCUAACCAAUCAGAGGGCUCUGUUUUCACCAGCUCCCCGCUGGCAUCGCCCACUUGCCCUCGCAGGGCACCUUCCAUUCACCAGACCGUCCUUGGUGCAAAUGGCAGGAAGGACAUUGUUCGAACAGCAUCAGAGAAGAACAAGCGCUCCCAGUCUAUGAGGGGUGAGUGUAAGAUCCCUGUGAGGACAAAGAGCUUUGGCGCCUUCUCCUUCACAUGGGGCAGCAUGAAGAAAGGGGAUCAGCAAAAAGAAAAGCCCUUUCGAUGCAUGACACUCCAGGAAGACUCCCAGAGAGAGGCAGAGCCACAAGUUGAACAGCUGAUUAAGUCACGCCCCCUUUCGGCCAUUGAACCAUUUCAGCAUGUGGACUACAACGUCCCCUGCAGACCUCCUUCUUAUGAGCAGGCAGUUCAAUGUGCAGGUCUGCCUGCCCCUCCAAAUUACCAAUCAAUGACAGUGCAAGACGCUAGAGCGAUGGGUCGGAGAUCCCGCCCAACUUCUGUAAAUGAAGAAUCCCUGUUAACCUGUCCUGUCAAUCAGUACCAAGUGAUGCAGGGGAAAACCAAUGGUUUUGAGCAGCUCCCCCGGUUCCGCCAGAGAGCUAAGUCUGAGAGUGUGUACAGAGGCCAUCAUGACGCUGUGUCACGGAGAUGUAGCCAGCCUGUAUUUGAGGAGAUUUCUUAUGCCAAGGAAUCUUAUGUUUAACUGGCCUUGUCACUUUAUUUUUCACUCUAUCACUAUGAAUGUAUUACAUAUAUGUGCAACCAUUAGCGGUUGGACUUUCUCAGUAGUACUAUUUAGAGUACAAAAUUGAACAGAUUUUAAUGAAGUACGGUAUAUCUAGUCCAUCACAGGAAGCUAUGUAAAUAAACACUUUUUUUUGUUAGAGAAGUAUAUGCUAAAACCGUAAACUUUUUAUUCAGCUUUCGUUUCAUGCUUUGUUGAUAUCGCUACAUGUACAGAAUAACUGAUUCAUAGCUGAGCACAUUUUGUUGUCUUUUGUAAAUCCCUUUUCAUUUCAAGCUUACAUCGUCUUUACUUUCACUACAUUAAAGCACCU